GAGACGGGGUCGACUGAGAAACGCUCAGUAGUCAGGCAGACGUAAUCAUGGUUCCAUUCAAACAAGUUGUGCUUUUGUGCUCCGCAAUCCUUGCUGUCGCCACUGCUACGACCGUGGAACAGUGCCCUGACAAGUCUAUAGAGAAUCUUUCGGAGAAUGUACAUCUCAGUCCGUGUAAGAAAACACCCUGUCUUUUAAGAAAAGGAACUAACCAGCACAUCACUGUACAUUUUACACCAGACAAAGAUAUAUCAGUAGUGAAGAAUCACGUCACAGCUGAGGUAUUUGGAGUACCUCUACCAUUUGUUGGGGUGGACGGUAACUCUAUUUGUGACAAAAUAACAACGGAAGAUGGUGAGAAGGCAUCGUGUCCUUUAAAAGCAGGCACCAAGUACACCUACAAAGAUUCCUUCCCCGUUCUCAGUUUUUACCCAACUAUAUCAGUGAAAGUACACUGGGCACUAAUGGCGGGAAAAAGUGAAUUUAUGUGUUUUGAAAUACCUGUGAAAAUUGUUUAAUUGAUUCAUUUUGUUUAUUUUUAUAUUUUUAUACGACAAUAUAUGGAGAUAGGUACUUUAUAUAAAAAACUACGAGUACUACUACUGGUAUGAGUCUUAAGCUUGUAUCAAAUCCAAAUAAGAAAUUGCGUAGGAACAGCUUUUUCCAAGUAAACAGAUCAGGUGCUAAGGGUAUAAAUAAAGACACAAAUAAAAGAACCUAUUCAUAUAAGUACACAAUAAAUUCCAAUGGAAAUAACUGUAUUA
Molecule: messenger RNA, 764 nt
Organism: Achroia grisella
Lineage: Eukaryota; Metazoa; Arthropoda; Insecta; Lepidoptera; Pyralidae
Product: NPC intracellular cholesterol transporter 2-like
Exons: 3
Coding region: 48-518 (156 amino acids)
Biological process (GO): sterol transport
Molecular function (GO): sterol binding
Source: RefSeq, a predicted model, not a curated record